GACAAAUUAAAAAGCUUAGUGGGGAAGGGCAAAAAAUCCUGCAGCGAACAGGGAAGGCUUGUACGCCUGAAAAUUUAUUUUUGGCUAUGUGUGCCUUGCUUACUGUAUUAUCCUCUGCUGAGGCGACAAAUGAUGCCACCACGGAACAAAUGGAAUGAAUCAAUGGUGAAUCAUCAGUUGAUGGCCUGGGGAGAUGGCGGCAUCGCAGACCCUCGUAUAGCACAUCAGAAAUUUCCUGACCAUAUCCAAACGCACUUAUGGAAGAUUGCAGCUGCGCUUAAGACUGUUAGAUUUUACGAGGGAACCUUUUCUGGCACCGUGAAUUCUGCAUCGACUUAUAAAUUCACCUCAUUUAAAGAGAUAAAUGUAACUGCAUGCGUACCUUUACCAUAUCUAUUUCUGAUAGGGAAUUUUAGCUUUGAUAACGGUAUUAACUGUACCAAUUGUCGACUAUAUUCUUGCAUUAAUAGCUCUAUAGAAUUUGACUCCGAAUAUUCUCUUAUGAUUUUACAACAACGUUCUCAUAUUUGGCUUCCGGUAGAUCUAGAACGACCAUGGGCUCAAAAUCCUGUAGAUGUCUUAGUAUUGGAGUUUUUUAAAAGGGUACUAAAGCGCACCAAACGUUUUCUCGGUAUUGUUGUGGCAGUCAUUUUAAGUUUAAUCACAGUCACCACUAUAGCUACCGUUUCAGGCAUAGCUUUACAUACAUCUUUGCAAACUAAGCAUUUUGUGGAAGACUGGCACCAUAACUCUCGGGAUCUUUGGCUUUCACAAACCAUGAUCGAUACUCGCUUACAAACACAAAUAGAUAUCCUCAGACAGACGGUGAGCUGGUUAGGGAAAAAGGUUUUGACACUAGAAAGGCAAGUUUGGCUGCAUUGCGAUUGGAAUUCCACAACUUUUUGUGUUACCAAUUUAAAAUACAAUGAGUCGCAGCACGAGUGGAGCAUCAUCCAAAGUUAUUUAGAAGGUAAUUCCUCAGCUACUAACAUGAUCAAUGACCUACACACGAACAUUCAGGAGGUAUUUGGCAGACCAUUUGAGACUGAAGAUGCCGCUACGUUGGCCAAUUUACUUCUUAAGCAACUUAAGGGACUAGAUCCAAAAGGUAUUAUUCAAAGUUUGGGGCAUACUGCUGGAGGAAUGGGAUUUGUAUUGUUGAUUGUUAUCUUAUGCUUUAUGCUAUUGCAUUUUUGCUAUCUAAAGCCUUCCCAGAAUUCUAUGGCCAUCCUUUGGAGGGCACUUUUAUUAAAACAAAAGAAAAAGAGGGAAUUGAGAUGGUGUAGGCUUGUAGACCCCUUGCCAGGCCAGGGUCAUUUGAGGACUGCAGUGAGGUUAAGGUCGGCCAGGCAGGCCUAGGCCAGGAGGAGAAAACGUUCUCUUCCCCUUACCUCAUGUUGCAAGGCCUAAAUGCCUGGAUCAGCAGGAAGUGGCUCUUGCCUCGCUUAAAGUGUAUCUUUCUAAUCAGAAGUGUUCUUUCUAAAGACAAAGAACAUGUUGUCUCCAAAGGAAGGAUGGCUAAGAGAAUUCUUUAUUCUGCAAGCAUAAACAGGAUGUAUUUUGUUCUUAUUGCAUUUCGUGUAUAUUUCACUUCACAGAUGUUGGCUUGAUACAUUGUUAUGUUUAUCUGAUCUCUGCGAGUAUAUAGCUACGUGAGAAAUAAACGGCAGUAUGCAGUUGCAAGUGCUGCCUUUGCUCUG
Mirounga angustirostris (Northern elephant seal) is the source of this 1700-nucleotide messenger RNA. Its product is annotated as endogenous retrovirus group K member 13-1 Env polyprotein-like. The record is from RefSeq and is a predicted model, not a curated record. The transcript is spliced from 2 exons. Gene Ontology annotation, molecular function: structural molecule activity. Bases 130 to 1359 code for a protein of 409 amino acids. Lineage: Eukaryota; Metazoa; Chordata; Mammalia; Carnivora; Phocidae.